This is a messenger RNA of Plasmopara halstedii, 2169 nucleotides long. Its product is annotated as WD40/YVTN repeat-like-containing domain. Gene Ontology annotation, cellular component: ciliary basal body; axoneme; membrane. NCBI's taxonomy places the organism in Eukaryota, Oomycota, Peronosporomycetes, Peronosporales, Peronosporaceae. The record is from RefSeq and is a predicted model, not a curated record. The coding region runs from base 1 to 2169 and encodes 722 amino acids. Gene Ontology annotation, molecular function: protein binding. The transcript is spliced from 3 exons. Gene Ontology annotation, biological process: intracellular transport; intracellular protein localization; cilium assembly.
AUGGCCGGGUUAGCUCUCUCGCAAGCUGAAAUACUUAAAGUUGGGCCUAUUGCAAGCCACCACUCGCUGCAACUGCUGCCUCUUAGCAAGAAGAAAAAAAAGCAAAAAUUCGUAAUUGGAGACGAAUAUGGCGUAGUGUCUUGCUAUCAAGUGAAGAGAGGUGAGCCUCAAAAUGUGUUCAAGUCGAUAACGCUUGCAGGUCCAGUGUCCUGUAUAGUGGCCGGGACGAGCAAAGGGACUGAAGACAAGACGUUUAUUGCCACAGGACAACAUGUCCACGGUAUCAAUAAGAAAGGAAAGGAAUUCUUCAAGUUUCAAAGCAAUUUGGCAGAACCAUUGCGCAAGAUCCACGCGUAUGAUAACCAACUUUGGACAAUCACCGACUUUACCUUUAAUCAAUAUGAAAAUGGAGUUGAUAAACAUUCGUAUGUAUGUCCGGAUCGAAUCAACGAUGCACUCGUCGUGUCACUUAACCAUGAGCAGGAUUUUCAUGGUAUUUUGGGCUGCCAAGACCGCUACAUUCGCAUCAUUAAAGAUUCCACAUCAGUAGCCAAGAAAGCAGUGGCUGCACCAGUCACUGCUCUUUGUCGAGUUCCCUCGAUGACAAGCAGGAGUGCUACCACAUCAGAUCCUGCUUUAAUUCUAUAUGGCACAGCUGCUGGAGUUCUCGGUCUUUUGAGUUACAACGGAGACAAGCUCAAGAUCAAAUGGAAGACAUCUUCACAGUCUUCAGAAAUGAACAAACAAGACGCCAAUGGAAAUAUAUCCAUGCCUCUAUCUACAGCUACCAUCAAUUCAAUUGCAUGCUUUGACAUCAAUCGUGAUGACCAUCCAGAGAUUUUAGUGGGUCGAGAUGAUGGUCGUAUUGAAGUCGUAUCGUUUCAACCGAGUUCGGGGAAUGUGGUUAAGUUAUAUGAGCAUGUCAAUAACGAGAGUAUUCGGUGUGUUCGAGGUGGAAUCGUGACUACACUCGGAUUCGAAGAGCUCCUGGCAACAACUUUUUCUGGUCGCGUAUUAAGCUUCACUACUGAACCACUAGACCAACCCGACGGCGAUGACAGCUACGGUCGAUCACGUGGAACUGUGCAUCGAGAGACCCGCAUUACCAAGUUGCGUAAAGAAAUAUCCACUCUCGAAGACAAAAUUGCUCGAAUGAGUACGCAACGAGGCGUGAAGGACAAAGAAUUUCUUUCGUUAGCAGAAGAAUUGGUGGUGAACAGCAAGUUUCAACUGAAUGCAGCGUUGGCAGUCUAUGACGUAUCUCUUGAAAUUCCGGUGGGCAUUCAAAUGAUCGUGCUGCAUUCAGCAGUACCACUAGAUCUACUCGAGAAUGAGAACAAUACCGCUAUUGUGAGCAAGUCACCGGUCGAUCCUGCCAAUGGAACACACUUUCUAGCCACUUAUCGCUGUCUCGAACCCACUCAUCGAUUGGAAUUUCAAGUGCGUACCAUCGAAGGACAGUUUGGACACGUUGAAGCCACAGUAAUAGCUAAUACACAACCUCGGUCGGCGCAAACGAUUAAAUUUUAUGUGAAACCGCUCUCAUUACACCAUCGCGUCCUUGAGCUGAGUGAUGCGGAAGAAGCUGAACUAUUGAAGCCAUGCAAUACGCUUCAAUUAAGUGGCGACUUUUCUCUCGUGCAGAUUCAUGAUUGGGUGUCUAUGUGCCUGCCUGAAGUCCCUGGCCGUCUACAGACCGAGGACGUUACAUUGCGCUAUCGAAACUCAUUUCUUGGAGCCUUACUGGUGUGUCGAUAUUGUAAGGGGGAAGCCAGCUUCUCAACGCCUUCCGUUUCAGUAAUUGCAAUUUUGAAAGAGGUGAUUACCAAGGAAGCGACGGCCCGCAAGGUUACGCUAAACAUCGCGCUAGAUAUAAAGAAGGAGAGUGUAGUAGUAAUGCUAGGCUACUUGAGGCCUUUGUUGGAUGCCAAACACGCACUGGCCUCGCAAGUUAAGCUUAUCGAUGGUCUAAAAGAGCUACAGCUGCAUGAAGAAGAUUAUGCGGUCUGGAUGGCGCCGGAAUACCAGCAGAUUCUUGAAAACUCGGAGAAGAUUUUGGCGGAAUUUAAGUUUCGAGGCACAAGUGCCAAGCAAAACCUGCCACGAUUCUACCAGCUUAUUGAACAUUAUCAUUUUGAUUCGCUUGUUGAUUUCUAUCUGCGUGAGUAG